AGUGACAGUUAAUUGGCUGACAUCUGGUGGGCGGGGACUGCUCGCAGUGACGUCAAACAGCACACAGCCCUUGACUUUGCCUGAAGAUGUUGGGAGCCGUGCUCAGGAGCAGCGGCGUGCGCCUAUUGGCUGGGAGAUCAGCGGUUCCCGUCCCUCAGUCUCUGGGGAGCAGGAGAUGGCAGUGCAGCAAACCGGAGGGGGACACGGCCAAAUCGGAAGGUCCGUCCUUUAAGAUUCCUGGACACAGACCCACCAACUUUGAGAAGAAGAUUUUGAUCUGGGGAGGACGAUACAAGAACGAGUCUGAAAUUCCUGAAAUUGUGUCCUACGAGAUGGUGGAUUCAGCGAAAAGCAAAGUGCGAGUCAAGUUCUCGGUGCUGAUGAUGCUUCUGACCAUCGUGGGCUGCAUCGGCAUGGUGAUAUCUGGGAAGCAGGCCGCCAAGCAGCAGGAAAGUCUGGCCAAGAUGAACCUUGAGAGAAAGGCUCGUCACAAGGAGGAAGCUGAGAAGUAGCCGCAGCACAGAGUAUUAUGAGCAAGCACAGGACCUCACCCUCAAAUGAUGUGUAGAUUUUAGCUGGAGUGAUUUCUGUUUUCCAUUUGUGACAAUGAGCUCUCCCUGUGCUGUGUUCUAGCCAUUUACAGUGAGGGAUGGGAGAGGGCCCCUAAAGCCUCAAGCACCUUAUAUGUGUGGCCAGAAGGCACAACUCCACAAAAACCUGAAAAUGGAGGCCUCAUCCUCCUCCCUAUAUAAUACAUUAGUCCAGAAGCUGAGAUCCAGGCUGCUGUAUGGAUUUUCCAAGAUAUUAUUAUUAUUUUUUUUUACUGUUUUGGAAGGCCUCUGCUCCUGUGAGGGCCACGGCCAUCUCCAUGCUCACCAAGCACAGCGCCGUACAUUGUGUAGUGGCCGUACAUGGUAUUGCACUCAGCCCCAUUCACUUCCAUGGGGCUGAGCUGCUCCUAGGCCACGUGACCGAUCAACAUGUUAUCACUGGCCUUAGAAAAGCGUCUUCUCAAACAGCUGAUCCUGGGUGUCAUGGCCCCACCAACCAGAUACUGAUGACCUAUGCUGAGGAUAGAUUUUCAGUAUAUCUCGGAAAACCCCUUUAAUCUGUCAUUGUCAGGGUGUCACAGACAUGGACAGGGCCCUGCAAACAGCAGCCCAGACCUCAGCUUUCUGAGAGGAUAUGAUAUGGGAGAGGAGUAUCGAGUCUAGCUCCAGGCAUUUUCAGGUUUUGGGAGGAGGGCACGGUCAUAGAAUUGAAUGUUACACUGGUAUCUGCUAUCAUUUCACUGCAAUCUUAUGAGAAUCUUUAUCAUUUGUACAAAUAAACGAACCAUCAGCUCUG
Molecule: messenger RNA, 1347 nt
Organism: Bufo gargarizans (Asiatic toad)
Lineage: Eukaryota; Metazoa; Chordata; Amphibia; Anura; Bufonidae
Gene: FAM162A
Product: family with sequence similarity 162 member A
Exons: 5
Coding region: 87-512 (141 amino acids)
Biological process (GO): neuron apoptotic process; positive regulation of release of cytochrome c from mitochondria; cellular response to hypoxia
Cellular component (GO): mitochondrion
Source: RefSeq, a predicted model, not a curated record